Molecule: messenger RNA, 3629 nt
Organism: Pongo pygmaeus (Bornean orangutan)
Lineage: Eukaryota; Metazoa; Chordata; Mammalia; Primates; Hominidae
Gene: SKP2
Product: S-phase kinase associated protein 2
Exons: 11
Coding region: 251-1456 (401 amino acids)
Biological process (GO): SCF-dependent proteasomal ubiquitin-dependent protein catabolic process
Cellular component (GO): SCF ubiquitin ligase complex
Molecular function (GO): protein binding
Source: RefSeq, a predicted model, not a curated record
CGUCGGACUACGAAGCGGGACGGAAACCACAAUUCCCAGCAGGCCUUGGGCCUCAGUGCGGCCGCGAAGCAGAGCGGGCUGUAGAGCCUUGCGCGCGCGGUGGGGAUGGAACGUUGCUAGACUUAGCGGGUCUAGCUGCUGGGGGCCGGAGCAGCACGCUCGGAGCCGCCGCGCGCCAAAGCGGGAAUCCGGGAGGCGAGCAGCUCUGCAAUUAAUGCACGUAUUUUAAACUCCCGAGCCUACGGACGCUAUGCACAGGAAGCACCUCCAGGAGAUUCCAGACCUGAGUAGCAACGUUGCCACCAGCUUCACGUGGGGAUGGGAUUCCAGCAAGACUUCUGAACUGCUGUCAGGCAUGGGGGUCUCCGCCCUGGAGAAAGAGGAGCCCGACAGUGAGAACAUCCCCCAGGAACUGCUCUCAAACCUGGGCCACCCGGAGAGCCCCCCACGGAAACGGCUGAAGAGCAAAGGGAGUGACAAAGACUUUGUGAUUGUCCGCAGGCCUAAGCUAAAUCGAGAGAACUUUCCAGGUGUUUCAUGGGACUCCCUUCCGGAUGAGCUGCUCUUGGGAAUCUUUUCCUGUCUGUGCCUCCCUGAGCUGCUAAAGGUCUCUGGUGUUUGUAAGAGGUGGUAUCGCCUAGCGUCUGAUGAGUCUCUAUGGCAGACCUUAGACCUCACAGGUAAAAAUCUGCACCCGGAUGUGACUGGUCGGUUGCUGUCUCAAGGGGUGAUCGCCUUCCGCUGCCCACGAUCAUUUAUGGACCAACCAUUGGCUGAACAUUUCAGCCCUUUUCGCGUACAGCACAUGGACCUGUCGAACUCAGUUAUAGAAGUGUCCACCCUCCACGGCAUACUGUCUCAGUGUUCCAAGUUGCAGAAUCUAAGCCUGGAAGGCCUGCGGCUUUCGGAUCCCAUUGUCAAUAAUCUCGCACAAAACUCAAAUUUGGUGCGACUUAACCUUUCUGGGUGUUCUGGAUUCUCUGAAUUUGCCCUGCAGACUUUGCUAAGCAGCUGUUCCAGACUGGAUGAGCUGAACCUCUCCUGGUGUUUUGAUUUCACUGAAAAGCAUGUACAGGUGGCUGUUGCGCAUGUGUCAGAGACCAUCACCCAGCUGAAUCUUAGCGGCUACAGAAAGAAUCUCCAGAAAUCAGAUCUCUCUACUUUAGUUAGAAGAUGCCCCAAUCUUGUCCAUCUAGACUUAAGUGAUAGUGUCAUGCUAAAGAAUGACUGCUUUCAGGAAUUUUUCCAGCUCAACUACCUCCAACACCUAUCACUCAGUCGGUGCUAUGAUAUAAUACCUGAAACUUUACUUGCAGAAUGGCUCACAAUUUGGCUAAUUUGGAUAUACCAGAACCAGAAUUCUCAUAGUAAUUACAACGUUUCUCAAGUUUCACAUGAGGGAUUCAAAGUUGGAGCUGGAUUGCUUCAUCUGAACUUGGAGAAAUUCCCACACUAAAAACACUACAAGUUUUUGGAAUUGUGCCAGAUGGUACCCUUCAACUGUUAAAGGAAGCCCUUCCUCAUCUACAGAUUAAUUGCUCCCAUUUCACCGCCAUUGCCAGGCCAACUAUUGGCAACAAAAAGAACCAGGAGAUAUGGGGCAUCAAAUGCCGACUGACACUGCAAAAGCCGAGUUGUCUAUGAAGUAUUUAUUGCAGGAUGGUGUCUCUUCUUUAGAACAGGGAAAAUAGGCAGGAAGCCCAAUUGCUGGAGUACUUAGCUAGUUUUAUUCUUGGUUUUCCCUUUGCCUUCAUUCUGCAAGUAUACUAGGGAGCCAUUUGAGAGGGAAAACUAUGAAAUCUUGCUUUUUGAAAUGAUUCUAAAAGCUUUUAUCACUGCUUUGCUCUUAAGAGCCAAAGUUGUAGGCCUUUUGAAAUUUUGGGAGAGUGAGCCUAUAAUUUCAAGAUACCUUAAAGAGCAAAAUUUGAGCCACCUCUUCCAAGUGCCCUUACUAAGUCUAUUCAGAAUCAAGCUUAAAAAUUACCACCAGCAAACAGUCUUCAUAGCCCAUAUAACUUUUAUCUAUUUAAUUUUAUAGUAUUGCUUUAUAAGACAGCUUAGAAGAACAAUAAGCUAUUUGUAUUAUGAGCUGAACAAAAAGAGAAUCAUAGGAUAGUAGCGUCUGAGGCCGUCUUUUCUAGGAAUAGGAGAGAGAAAAAUGUGUUUUAAUUUUGCCUUUAGAUUUGAAAUUAGGUUAAUAGAAAUAAGUAACCCCAUGUAAUUCACCUUAAAACUUACAAAAGACCAAACAUUACAAAACCCAGAGGUAUAGAAUCAGUAUAGGAUUUGAAGGCCCAGCAGACAGUUUUCUAUGACAGGUUAAUUUGAAGUAUCCUGUAAUGUUCAUUAAGUUACUGUGUUUCCAGAAUCUAAAUUAGAUGAGAAAUAUAAUUGUGGUUUUCUAACUUGAUAAUCAAAUUAUGUUAACAUGGGUCCUUUAGCUUUUAAAAUGACUUGCUUUGUUUUAGAAAGGUGGUACUAAUCCACUCUAUUCUUGAAAAUUUGGUUGGAAGAAUUCUGAAGUUGCCUGCUGUUUUCCUUUAGCGCUGAGGUUCUUAAGGUUACUUUUAUAUUACUCUGGAAUCAAGUAUUUUAAAUUGUCUUUUUUUUAAAUGAUCUCUCAGCAAUAAUUGUUUGAAACUAUCCAUAUAUAAGGUUAUCAGACCUGCAGUUCCUAAGAGGAACUGCAUGUUCUCUUCAAUCAGAAAUAUACAAUAGAAGCAGGUAUAUCUUCCAUGCAGUUUCAGUAGUAAGCACUACUUAUACCUACAUAAGAGUUAAAAUCCAGAUGUGGGACCUUUUGAUACCAUCAGUGAUAUAUAUUUUUUUAAACUGGUACAGAGAAGUGAAAAGAUUAAAUUCUAUUUCUUUUUUUUUUGAGACGGCAUCUCGCUCUGUCACCCAGGCUGGAGUGCAGUGGCGCGAUCUCGGCUCACUGCAAGCUCCGCCUCCUAGGUUCACGUCAUUCUUCUGCCUCAGCCUCCCGACUAGCUGGGACUACAAGCACCUGCAUCAUGCCCGGCUAAUUUUUUUGUAUUUUUAGUAGAGACGGGGUUUCACCGUGUUAGCCAGGAUGGUCUCGAUUUCCUGACCUCAUGAUCCGCCCGUCUCGGCCUCCCAAAGUGCUGGGAUUACAGGCGUGAAGCCACUGCGCCCAGCCAAAUUCUACUUCUUAAAAAUCACAAAAACUAGUUUAAAUUGAUGACUUGUUCGUAUGUUCAGAAUGUAACGACAAAAAAAAGCCAACACCAGUCAUUUGUAUUAACUGUUUUUUUUUUAAAUCAAAAAUUGUUAAUGUUACAAACAUAGUAUGAAGUGCCUUUAUAUGCUUAGACCUAAGGAAGAUUUUAAAGUUGGGUUGCACAGGAAAUGAUGAUGCUUCAAUAUCUUAAUAGUUAAAAAGUGCUAAAUACUACUUGAAAUUAUUGUUUACAGAUUAGUGACAAGAGCUGGGGUUAGGAUCCGGUUGGACUCUGACAUCCGGAUGCCCUCAAACAUACAGAACUUCCAAACUCAAGUCUAGCCAUAAGCUAUUUUGCCAACAUGUCAGAGUAAUCUGUAUUUUUGUAUGUGAUUUCUACUUUUAUAGACUUGUUUUAAAACAAUAAAACACAUUUUUAUAAAAAUGA